CAAGAUCUUACUUUCAUUGUAUAUAUAAGUAAAAGAAUGAAUAUCGUGUCAGUGUAAAAUAAAUCAAAGACUUACGUGGAUCGGUAGUGGAAUUUCAACAAAUAGCUUGCGGCAAAAGAUAAAAUAAUUGGAGCUAUAAAAAAUUUAAGAGUGUGAUUAAAAUUUAAGAGUGUGAUUUAAAAAUACACAAUGAGUCUCGUAAGGCAAAAUUUUAAUGCCGACUGUGAAAAUGCACUUAACAAACAAAUCAAUAUGGAAUUGCACGCAAGUUAUGUCUACUUGUCAAUGGCUUUCUAUUUUGACAAGAAUGAUGUAGCUUUGCAAGGAUUGCAUCAGUAUUUUAAACAGGCCUCUGAUGAGGAACGUGAACAUGCUAUGAAAUUUAUGACAUAUCAGAAUAAACGAGGAGGUUCUAUUGUUUUGACUGAUAUCAAGUCGCCGGAAAAAGUGGAAUGGGGUAGUGCUAAAGAUGCUAUGACAGCAGCUUUGGAGCUCGAGAAGAAAGUCAACUCGAGCCUGCUUGAACUUCAUGAUCUGGCUUCAACUCACAAUGAUGCAAAUUUACUGGACUUUUUGGAAAGUGAAUAUUUACAAGAACAAGUUGACGCUAUAAAAGAAAUCGCUGAUCAUGUCACAAAUCUUGAAAGAGUCGGAGAAGGUUUAGGAGUAUUCAUGUUUGAUAAAUCACUGAAAGAAUAAUUUUUUAAAAUCAUUUUCAUAAUAAACGCUUUAACAGUCCAAAAAAUGAUAUGGAAAUAUGUGUACCAUAAUUCUUAAAAAUUAGGAAUAAUGGUCAAUUCUCAUCGUCAGUAAAUUAAAAAUUCUAAUAUUUUUAUUGUUAAUGGAGCGGUAUGUAUUUUAAAAACGAAAAUUAUUAUAAGUAAACUGAUUGGUGCUUAAAUCUUAUCAUUGUAUUACGUGGCGCGCAUUACAAGUAGUAUGUUGCUGUAUAAUUAAAUUUAUAAAGCGUUAAUUGAAGUUAUUAUGAAUAUGUUAAUUGUUGAAUUAAAAUUGAAAGAAAAACAAAAAUAAUAUUAGCAAUUCAAAUCUAAGAAAAUAAAUUCAAUAAUAUUGAUGGAAUUAUAUAUUAAAUAUAUUUAUACAAAUUUUUUUACAACUGUCAAUUGUCUCUGGUUUUACUUCAUUAAAAAUAAUAUUGGUAACCUCAUAAUCAAUGUCAAAAUUUUAGUACUAAAUUUU
Molecule: messenger RNA, 1200 nt
Organism: Cotesia glomerata
Lineage: Eukaryota; Metazoa; Arthropoda; Insecta; Hymenoptera; Braconidae
Product: soma ferritin-like
Exons: 4
Coding region: 190-699 (169 amino acids)
Biological process (GO): iron ion transport; intracellular iron ion homeostasis
Cellular component (GO): cytoplasm
Molecular function (GO): ferrous iron binding; ferric iron binding
Source: RefSeq, a predicted model, not a curated record